Messenger RNA from Mesorhabditis belari, 2949 nucleotides. The record is from the annotation of a GenBank genome assembly. NCBI's taxonomy places the organism in Eukaryota, Metazoa, Nematoda, Chromadorea, Rhabditida, Rhabditidae.
AUGCAUCUUUACCACUUGACUCUACAAGGACAAACGUCAAUCAAUCAAGCUGUACACGGAUCUUUCACUGGUGCUUCUAAACAACAGGAAGUGUGCGUCGCUCGUGGAACCACUCUGCAACUCAUUUUUUGUGAUCCUAAAUCGGGAAAGAUUCAGACACUUUGCACACAAGAUGUGUUUGGAGUCAUUCGCAGUCUUUACGCAUUCAGAUUGACUGGAUCUAAUAAAGAUUACGUGGCGGUUGGCUCGGAUUCUGGACGAAUCGCGAUUCUCGAGUACAAACAAGAAAGGAAUUUAUUUGAACGAAUUCAUCUAGAAACUUACGGGAAAACGGGAUGUCGUCGAGUUGUGCCCGGACAAUAUCUUGCAGCCGAUCCGAGAGGCCGUGCUAUUAUGAUUGGUGCCGCUGAACGACAAAAGUUGGUCUACAUCUUGAAUCGAGACGUUGAGGCGCGACUGACGAUCAGUUCUCCUUUAGAAGCACACAAGACUUACACGUUGUGCCAGGGAAUGGUUGGCGUUGAUGUCGGCUUUGAAAACCCGACAUUUGCCUGUCUCGAGUUUGACUAUGAGGAAAUCGAUAAUGAUCCGACCGGAGAGAACCUGAAGAAGACACAACAACACUUGACUUUCUACGAGUUGGAUCUCGGUUUGAAUCAUGUGGUGCGGAAGUAUGCAGAACCGUUGACUGAUCUUGGAAAUCAUUUAAUUGCAGUUCCCGGAGGACAAGAAGGACCAUCGGGUGUGAUUGUUUGCUGCGAGAACUACUUGGUAUACAAAAAUCUUGGAGAUCAACCGGAUAUCAAAUGUCCAAUUCCUAGGAGAAGGAACGACCUUGAUGACGCUGAUCGCACACUGAUGAUUGUCUGUUCGGCCACUCACAAGACCAAAUUGUUGUUCUUCUUUUUGGUGCAAUCCGAACAAGGAGAUGUUUUUAAGGUCACUUUGGAAACCGAUGAAGACCUUGUGACGGAGAUGAAGAUUAAAUACUUUGACACUGUUCCUGUGGCGAACGCGAUGUGCAUCUUAAAAACUGGAUUCCUGUUUGUGGCUGCCGAAUUUGGAGAUCAUCAAUUGUAUCAAAUUGCCAACCUUGGAGACAAUGACGAUGAGCCCGAAUACUCUUCUCGAAUGGAACUGGAAGAGGGAGACACUUUCUUCUUUGCGCCUCGGAGUCUGCAAAAUCUUGUUCCAGUCGAUACGAUUCCAUCACUUUGUCCACUAAUCAAUACACAUAUUGCCGAUCUGGCUCGAGAAGAUGCUCCGCAAAUCUAUGCAAUGUGUGGUCGUGGUGCUGGAUCAAAGUUGAAAGUUCUUCGCAAUGGUCUCGAAGUGUCAGAGAUGGCCGUUUCUGAGCUUCCCGGAAAUCCGAAUGCUGUGUGGACAGUGAAGCGCAAUGUUGAUGACAAAUUUGAUGCGCACAUCGUGGUAUCUUUUUUGAACGCUACACUGGUGCUUGCUAUCGGUGAAACUGUAGAAGAAGCGACGGAUUCUGGAUUUGUCGCCACUCAGCCGACAAUUGGAUGUGCUUUGAUUGGUGAUGACAGCAUGCUCCAGGUGUAUCCAGACGGCAUUCGUCAUAUUCGAUCUGAUCGGCGAGUGAAUGAGUGGCGAGCGCCCGGUAGAAGAACGAUUGUGAAGUGUGCAUUGAAUCGCCGACAGGUUGCGAUCGGGCUGUCGGGAGGAGAGAUUGUUUAUUUCGAACUUGACAUGACUGGACAACUGAAUGAAUUCACCGAACGCCGUCAAUUGCCAGGGGAGAUUCUCUGCAUGAGUAUGUCCGAAGUUCCAGAGGGAGAGAUUCGCUCUCGUUUUCUCACCGUCGGAGUGAGCGAUUCUACUGUUCGUGUGAUAUCUUUGGAUCCUUCGGACACACUUGCUCCAUUGAGUUUCCAAGCUUUACCUUCACCACCUGAGUCUCUUCUUUUAUUGGAAUCAUCGAGUGAAGAUGGAAAGGGUGUUAGCACAAUUCACCUUAAUAUUGGCUUGCAGAACGGAUGCCUAUUACGAACAACGGUUGAUUCAGUUACCGGUGAUUUGAUGGACACAAGAACAAGAUUCCUUGGCACUAGACCUGUUCGUCUCUUCCGUGUUCGUGUGCUAAACAAAGAUGCGGUUCUCUGCACAUCAUCCCGAUCGUGGCUCCUUUAUCAUUAUCAAAAUCGGUUCCACUUGACCCCACUCUCCUAUCCAUCGCUGGAAUUUGCCUCUUCAUUUGCGAGUGAACAGUGCGCUGAAGGCGUUGUUGCUAUUACUGAAAAUACACUGCGGAUUAUCGCUGUGGAAAAACUCGGAGGGGCGUUCAAUGAAGUCAUUCACAAACUUGCAUUGACACCUCGACGGAUGGUUGUCCACCCAUCAGCGAACACAAUUAUGAUGAUUGAAACUGAUCACGCCACUUACACAGAACAAAUGAAGAACAAGAAACGAAACGAUAUGGCCAAUGAUAUUGAAAGUCUUGCCACUGAUGAACAAGAGCUGGAACUUGCUAGGGAGAUUGCCGAAGGAAUGCGAAACACAAAACUUGAUGAAAGCGUUUUUGGAACGGUCAAAGGAGCUCCAACGAGAUGGGCUUCAGUUGUUCGUCUACUAAACGCGAAAACGGGAGACAUUCACUCAUUUUUUGAACUACCACAAGAUGAAGCGGCAAAAUGCAUGACGUUGAUUCAAUUCCAUGCUCAACCCGACACUCUCAUGGUGCUUGUCGGAUGCGCGAUCAGCGUGCGAUUACGUCCGUACUCACACCGUGGUGGUUGCGUCUACACGUUCUUGUUGAGCAACUCUGGCGACAAAUUUGAUCUCGUUCAUCGAACCCCAACUGAAGAGCCUGUGACGGCUGUUCAUGACUUCCGUGGAAUGGCUCUUAUUGCACUCGGCAAUCGCCUUCGAAUCUACGAAUUUGGAAAGAGGAAACUUCUGGCGAAAUGCGAGAAUAAGGUAAAGCUGUUG